AUGGCAGGCGUGACGGCAGGCGGCAGCGAGGAGCCCUCCAGCAUGGAGCUUUACCCUACGUUAAUGAUCGUCCUGGGUGUAGUGGGUGGCACGCUAGUGGUGUUGAUAGUGAUCAUUGUGAUGAUGGUGGUGCGACAACCAUGGAGGGAGACAACCCAGGGCCGGCUCAAUCACGACGACUCCCACAUACACAAGAAGGACGACAAAAGCCGUGAUUGUGUUGACGUCGACGAGAAGGAUCCGGAUGUUAUACCGGAUACCAGAGGAGGUUGCGUGGAUUCAAUGGACCGCAGAGGAGUUGCUAAUGUCUCCAUGAUAUACGGGGAGAUAGUUGGUCAUAGUAGUCCGGAGACUUCCCAUGACCCUGCCGAAACGCCUCAUAUCCUCACUGGCUCCUGCGUAGACUCUAACCACGUCACACACGCCACCCACGCCCACGCAAAACAAGCCCACAUCCACGUCAAACCCAAGCCCAGUACCCAACAGUCGCAAUAUAUCCAGCGAGAAUAUUCCUCUCCAGUCCCGGUCGAGUUGCAGCACUCGACUACCUUCCACCACAUGCUCUCAACUGCAACCUCCAUCCCAGAGCCCAUGUACACCCACGCCCAUGCUAUGCCUAUCUCCCAUACCCAAACUAUGCCCCACCCACGCACCAGCCGAGCGAGAAGCCACAACCACUCAACAACCCUCAAGCGACGAAGCAGUUUGUACAUGGAUCCUAUGAGUAUAUCCCUGGCUCCGCCCAUUGCUCCGCCCCCAGCAUACGAUACCCCGACACCGUCUCUCACCCCUGAUGUUAUGACUGUGGUUGCCAUGGUAGCGGAAACUGUCAGCAUCACUCCUCACACCUCUCUUCACUCCUACACAUGUCCGCCCGACCUGUACCAGCCCAAGCCCUUCCCUACAACCUUCAGCAGUGAUCGCUUGGAGAGUGCAGUGUGA
Molecule: messenger RNA, 942 nt
Organism: Cherax quadricarinatus
Lineage: Eukaryota; Metazoa; Arthropoda; Malacostraca; Decapoda; Parastacidae
Source: RefSeq, a predicted model, not a curated record